This is a messenger RNA of Thamnophis sirtalis, 649 nucleotides long. Lineage: Eukaryota; Metazoa; Chordata; Lepidosauria; Squamata; Natricidae. The record is from RefSeq and is a predicted model, not a curated record.
ACCUCUGCAUUGGUUGGAAAAUGCAUGACGAACAUUCUUUCUAUUAACUUCCUAAAUUAUCUCAGGAUGCAAAGGUUUUUUUGAAAGUCUGGUAGGCACAUGAUUAUUAAUAUUACUUGUUUCUCAGAGGAGCAAAUGUUUAUGAAGAUUAAGUGAAUAUUCUUGCGCUUGUCUAUUGGGCUAUCCAAGGAAGUUAGUCUUGGCAAUUCAUUGGCUGAUUUUUGUGUGUUUCUGCUAAAUCGGUAGGACUGCCAGUCCUGAGAAGAAACAGGAGCCCGAGAAACCAGCCAUGGAGGGAGAGACAAAGGAGGAAAAAAUCGAGCUGAAAUCAAUUACCGCUGAUGGAGAAUCUCCAGCUUCUAAUAAGAGCAACACAGAUGAAUAUCAGCCGAAUGAAAAUGAAGAGAAAAAUCCCUAUCCUACUGCAGAGACACCAGGAGAGGAGGACGAAGAAGAACAACCGGAGAUGCCCGUUGGACCUCGUCCUCGCCCUAUGUCUGAACUGCAUCUUAAGGAGAAAGCAGUGCCAAUGCCAGAAGCCACUGCUUUUUUCGUUUUCAGUCCCAGCAACAAGUAUGUUGUUUCUUGUAUGAACUUGUGCCACCAUGAAAACAGUCCCAAUAACAUGCUUUUAAGCAAGUGUGGGUAG